AAUGAAACAACAGGAAGUUACCUGAGUGGUCUUCACAGAUUUUCAGGGGACUCAGAAAGAAAGGACCUGAGUGUGACCAUGGAGAUCUCCCAGCCUGCCCUGCUUCUCACCCACCCUGUCCCCACCUAGGCUAGGAAGCCAGAACUUCUGAGUUGCUCACAGCGGGUGGGGGCAGGGGCCUCCUUCUUCAGAACGUCACCCUGUUAAACUUCCUCUCUCAGCCACACAGGAAGCUGAGCAGAUCAGGGGCCCUGCCCCAAGCAAGCACAGGCUCCCCCAGCCCCAGGAGCCCAGGGGGAAAGGGCCCAGCUGGGCCAGCCCUGCGGAGACCAUGGGAUCCACAGAGAAAAAACAACCCCCUGCUGUGUUUGACUGGUUCUUCGAAGCAGGCCGCCCCCACUCCCUGGAGGAGGAUCCCCAGAUCCUGCGGCAGUUCCCGCCCGACUUCCAGGAACAGGAGGCCAUGCAGAUGAUACCCAAGUUCUGUUUCCCUUUCGACGUAGAAAGGGAGCCGCCCAGCCCCGCGGUCCAGCAUUUCACCAUCGCCCUCACUGACCUGGUGGGCACCCGUAGAUUUGGCUUCUGCCGCCUGCGUGCCGGUGCAUGCAGUUGCCUCUGUAUCCUCAGCCACCUUCCCUGGUUUGAAGUGUUCUACAAGAUCCUCAACACUGUGGGGGACCUCCUAGCCCAGAACCAAGUCUCAGAAGCCGAAGAACUCCUACAGAACUUGCAGCAACACCCUCUCCCUGGACCAGGGUUUUCAGGGGAACCAGAGAUGGGCAGCAGCUCGGCCAUCUGGAGCCAGUGUGGGAUCCUGCCUCCUGCCCUGGGGAAGGGCAAGCCGCUUUCUUGUUUUGUGGACCCUGUGGACCCGGAUUCUGCCGGCCUGCCGUCAAUUCCUGAGAACAGGAACCUCACGGAGCUGGUGGUCGCUGUGAGGGACGAGAACAUCGUGGGGCUCUUCGCGGCGCUGCUGGCCGAGAGGAGGGUCUUGCUCACCGCCAGCAAGCUCAGCACGCUGACAGCCUGCGUUCACGCGUCCUGUGCUUUGCUCUAUCCCAUGCGCUGGGAGCACGUCUUGAUUCCCACGCUGCCCCCACACCUGCUGGAUUACUGCUGCGCACCCAUGCCCUACCUCAUCGGAGUCCACGCUAGUCUCGCUGAGAGAGUUCGGGAGAAGGCACUGGAAGACGUGGUGGUGUUGAACGCUGACUCCAACACGCUGGAGACGCCCUUUGACGACGUGCAAGCGCUGCCCGCAGACGUUGUAUCCCUGCUGAGGCUUCGACUAAGGAAGGUGGCGCUGAGCCCCGGGGAAGGGGUGUCCCGACUCUUCCUAAAAGCCCAGGCCCUGCUCUUCGGAGGGUACCGCGACGCCCUUGUCUGCAUCCCGGGUCAGCCGGUGACCUUCAGCGAAGAAGCUUUCUUGGCGCAGAGGCCGGGGUCGCCGCUGCAGACCUUCCACAAGAGGGCGGUGCACCUGCAACUGUUCAAGCAGUUCAUCGAAACCCGACUGGAAAAACUCAAUGCUGGGGAAGGCUUCUCAGACCAGUUCGAGCAAGAGAUCAUUGCCUGCUGUGGGGCUUCCUCAGGAGCCCUCCGAUCCUACCAGCUCUGGGUAGAUAGUCUUAAGAAAGGUGGUGAUGCCCUCUUGCAUUCGAUGAAGGCCAAAACCCGACCAGCUGUCAGGAACAUGUACCGAUCGGCAAAGAGUGGCUUGAAGGGGGUGCAGAACCUGCUUAUGACUAAGGUAAGACCCAGGGUGAGUUCCCCACCCACAGGUAAUUCAGGGGACUGGGGCGGUACCCCAGCCCACAUGUGCAUCCCUUCACAGGAUGGAGACUCUGGCCUGCAGAGGGGAGGCUCCCUGAGAACCCCAAGCCUCGUCAGCCGCUCAGAUCGCCUGCAACAGCGCCUGCCCAUCAGCCAGCACUUUGGGCGGAACAGGCCCCUCCGCCCUAGCAGGAGGCUCAGAAGAGAAGAGGGACCUUCUGAACCCCUCGGGGAGAGGAGCCCUGCCUUGAGCCCCGAGGACACCCAGAGUCCCUGGGCAGAGGAAACUCUAGACGGCAGCUUUUUGGGGUCCGGAGAAGAACUGGAUCUGUUGAGCGAGAUUCUAGACAGUCUAAGCGUAGAAACCAAGAGUGGCGGCCGGCUGAGGGCCAGCCAGAGCUUGAGCUGCUGCCAGCAGGGGGCGUCGGAGAGCUGCUUCAGUCUGCCUGACAUCCCAUCGAGGUCACCAUGGCAACUGGAAGAGGAUGAGCAUCAGCGAUCCCCGGAGCUCCAGCCCUGGUCCUUGCCAGGGGACCUGCAGUCUCUUCAGGACACUCCAUCUUUAGAGGUUACAAGCUACUCCAUGAACUGUUCCCAGGAGCCCUCAGACAUCUCUCCGCAAGCAUCUUCAGCCACUUCAGCAGACCCCAGCUACCAAGGGGACCCCGAAUUCUCUGCUCCCACCAAGCCGGAUCCUAGAAUCCCACAAAGCCCUUGCUCCAGGCUCCUCCCAGUGCCCACUCAGCCCAGCCCGCCAAAGAGCCCCCAACUUCUUGCCCCCACAAAGCUCAGCUAUGACACUGUUGGGACAUUACAAUCCAUUCGAUCUCCCUCACACUCCAAUUCUCCAGAGAACCCCAGAAACCAGCCUCCCCGGGUCCUGCGGGAUCCUGCUCAAGUCCAACCCCUGAAGGAGCUUGGAGUAAGCAACUGGCAAGGGCCCGCAGCCAGGCAGCCUCGCGUUGCUGAUCUGAAAAAGUGUUUUGAAAACUAAGAGCAGGGGUGUGGAGAGGACCCCGGCUCUCAAUAAAGCUGAUUUUCCCCCCUUGGCAAA
Onychomys torridus (southern grasshopper mouse) is the source of this 2827-nucleotide messenger RNA. It is a transcript of the gene Dennd1c, whose product is annotated as DENN domain containing 1C. NCBI's taxonomy places the organism in Eukaryota, Metazoa, Chordata, Mammalia, Rodentia, Cricetidae. The transcript has 22 exons. Bases 332 to 2767 code for a protein of 811 amino acids. Gene Ontology annotation, biological process: endocytosis; endocytic recycling. The record is from RefSeq and is a predicted model, not a curated record. Gene Ontology annotation, cellular component: cytosol; intracellular membrane-bounded organelle. Gene Ontology annotation, molecular function: guanyl-nucleotide exchange factor activity; phosphatidylinositol phosphate binding.